Messenger RNA from Zalophus californianus (California sea lion), 543 nucleotides. Its product is annotated as 40S ribosomal protein S12-like. The transcript has 3 exons. Bases 1 to 495 code for a protein of 164 amino acids. Gene Ontology annotation, cellular component: ribosome; cytosolic small ribosomal subunit. Lineage: Eukaryota; Metazoa; Chordata; Mammalia; Carnivora; Otariidae. The record is from RefSeq and is a predicted model, not a curated record. Gene Ontology annotation, biological process: translation. Gene Ontology annotation, molecular function: structural constituent of ribosome.
AUGAGCUCAGGGCCACAGCUGCACAGGUGGCCUAAGGAGAAGGUGGCCCAGACUGCGCUACAGCUGUCCAGAGUCACUCACAUCCCCACAGACAUCUUCCAGGUAGAGCUGGGCCUCUCGUGGGAUGUGGGGCCUCCAAGGCCUAGUGACAGCUGUUGGCUGUGCCUUCCUUCUAUAAAGCAGGGGUGCCUACGUGGAAUUCGCGAAGCUGCCAAAGCCUUAGACAAGCGCCAGGCCCAUCUUUGUGUGCUUGCAUCCAACUGUGAUGAGCCUAUGUAUGUCAAGUUGGUGGAGGCCCUUUGUGCUGAACACCAAAUCAACCUAAUCAAGGUUGAUGACAACAAGAAACUAGGGGAAUGGGUAGGCCUCUGUAAAAUUGACAGAGAGGGAAAACCCCGUAAAGUGGUUGGUUGCAGUUGUGUGGUGGUUAAGGACUAUGGCAAAGAGUCUCAGGCGAAGGCUGUCAUCGAGGAAUACUUCAAGUGCAAGAAAUGAACAAAUAAACUUGGUUUUUGUUCCAAAAAAAAAAAAAAAGAAAAGAAA